UAGCUUCUCUUGGGGUAGCUAUCUAUGGGAUUUUACUUUUGUUGACCUUGAGGAUACGUGGAAUAAGAUAAAUCAUUAUUUAUCACUUCCUCAGCGUGGUCAAACUUUAAAGUAUUCCGUCUCAGGAUUUACGGCUCCAAUUAGGAUAUGGAUAUAUGAGAUGAUUCCGGCUGUUCGUGCAUGUGGAUUUGCAUUGAGAAAAAAUAAAGACUUGCCUCGGAUGAAAAGAUGGAGCGGAACAAAAAAAUUGAAAUGGGUUGACGUGAACAAGAUUUGGUCAAAGAUGCAGGAGGGGCUACCACCAAGACAAAACAUGUUACCGGGUGAUGGUGAGAUGACAUCUUUUUAUUAUAUGUCAUUUCAAGAGUAUGUAUAUGGUGAAGGGAAAGCAGUUCCAUCCCCAGUACGGGACCAUUUUAGGAGACAAGACGAAUCUUCGUCUAGUAUGUCGUCCAGUGGUCGCUCUCAUGGUAGAGGUCGGGGCAGUGGGAAACACAAGCUAGACGAGUUGUUGAAACGGGUACAUGCACUGGAGCAACAUGUGUUUAUGAAUCAACAAAAACCUACAGAGGUUUUUCUGUAG
Molecule: messenger RNA, 583 nt
Organism: Lactuca sativa (garden lettuce)
Lineage: Eukaryota; Viridiplantae; Streptophyta; Magnoliopsida; Asterales; Asteraceae
Source: RefSeq, a predicted model, not a curated record